Anneissia japonica is the source of this 4484-nucleotide messenger RNA. Its product is annotated as polypeptide N-acetylgalactosaminyltransferase 2-like. The transcript is spliced from 14 exons. Gene Ontology annotation, cellular component: Golgi apparatus. The record is from RefSeq and is a predicted model, not a curated record. NCBI's taxonomy places the organism in Eukaryota, Metazoa, Echinodermata, Crinoidea, Comatulida, Comatulidae. The coding region runs from base 212 to 1861 and encodes 549 amino acids.
AGUGUGUUGUGUGUACACUGUGUGAUGUGGUCAAUGGAUUAUGUGUUUUUGCGCGAGAGCUUAUCUAAAGUUUUGAUCCAUCUAGCGGAAAUAGGACGUGGUCUACCGCCGUGAGUGGCACGGGUGACUUCUGGCUAGAGCUAGGUGAAGUCCCAGUUUGCGGCUCUACGUAUUGUCAUUACAUUCUUUUUUGUUGUGCAAUUAUAACAUUAUGAUUCGUAGGAAAUCUCGCCUCCUUUUGCUUAUUGUAGCUGCAUGGGUAUUAGGUAUGAUCGUGUAUAUGUACAACUCCAGUGAUGAGCCAAACGAUUACAGCUUACCAUUAGGUGAUCAUGUAAAAGAGCAUGGGAAAUUACUUCACAGUGACAACGACUGGAGGAACUUCGAUGUACAGACGUAUAUAGCAAAAACCAAAGUAAAACCGGGCGGUGAUGCUUAUAUAAGGAAUAAAUUCAAUCAAGUAGAAAGUGAUAAAACACCAAUAAGUAGAGAUGUACCAGAUUCUAGAAACUCAAAAUGUAGAUCACUAAAUUGGAAUGUAGAUUCUUUACCUGCCACUAGUGUCAUUAUUACUUUCCACAAUGAAGCUAGAUCAGCACUUUUACGGACAGUUGUCAGUGUUUUAAGAAGAAGCCCACCACAUUUAAUCAAGGAAAUUAUAUUAGUUGAUGAUUUCAGUGAUGAUCCCCAGGAUGGUCAGCAGCUUCAACAGAUUGAAAAAGUUGUAGUUUUACGGAAUGAAAGAAGAGAAGGGUUGAUGCGGUCUCGUGUUCGGGGAGCAGACUAUGCUUCGGCGGAAGUUCUAACUUUUCUUGAUAGUCAUUGUGAAUGUAACCAACAUUGGCUCGAACCACUUCUUAUACAGGUUCAGCAGGACUGGAAAGCUGUUGUUAGCCCAAUUAUUGAUGUCAUAAACAUGGACACGUUUCAGUAUGUCGCAGCAUCCGCUGAUCUAAAAGGCGGUUUUGAUUGGAACCUAGUCUUCCGGUGGGAUUAUAUGACGGCGACAGAAAGGAAUUCAAGACGAUCAAAUCCAGUAUCAUCUAUAAAAACACCUAUGAUCGCUGGUGGUCUUUUCACAAUUUCAAAAAAGUGGUUCGACGACCUUGGAAAAUAUGAUAUGAUGAUGGACAUAUGGGGAGGUGAAAAUUUAGAGAUUUCAUUUCGUGUGUGGCAAUGUGGAGGAACGUUAGAAAUCAUUCCAUGCAGUCGUGUAGGCCACGUUUUCCGUAAACAGCAUCCGUACACAUUCCCAGGUGGAAGUGGGAAUGUAUUUGCAAGAAAUACAAGACGGGCAGCGGAGGUUUGGAUGGAUGAUUAUAAAGAAUUCUAUUAUGCAGCUGUGCCGUCUGCUAGGAAUGUACAGUUUGGAAAUAUUCAAGGUAGAUUGGAAAUCAGAAAGAAACUAAAUUGCAAGCCAUUUAAGUGGUACCUUGAAAAUGUUUAUCCAGAAUUAAGGGUACCAGAUAAAACAGAUAUUGCAUUUGGGGCUUUACAACAAGGGAACUUAUGUAUAGACACUUUAGGACACAUUCAUGAUGGCACAAUAGGAGUAUAUGAAUGCCACAAUAGUGGCGGAAAUCAAGAAUUUUCUUUAACCAAAGAUAAACUUAUAAAGCAUGCAGAUCUUUGUUUGACUUUACUUGACAAGAGUCCAGGGUCUGAAAUUAAACUACAUGGCUGUCACUCGGGCAAUAAAAAUCAGAAAUGGGAACGAAAAGACCGUCAUUUGCGAUUUGGUUCCAGUAAUCUUUGUAUUGACAGUAAAAAUUCAAAAGGGCAGGCACUGGUUGUUCAAGAAUGCGAUCGUACAGCAUUAACGCAAAAUUGGAAAUUCUCAAUGAACCACUUAAAACAAUAGUAUUUGUUAAAAUUAUAAUUUUUAAUCUAGUUUUAAAUGCAAGUUCUAGAAGUGUGCUGAUUCAGGAUGUUUUACCUCUUCCUGUCAUCUCGGCAAACUUGUUGAAAUGUUAACGCUGUCGCUCAAAAUCAAAAUGAAACCAUGUGAACAUGCCUUUUAUAACAGAAAAACUAAAAUGUUCCAUAUUUCUGAUCUGGUUGUCUGCUGCCCUCUUUUGUGUGAUCAGAUGUCAAAGUAGAUAAACAUUCAUCCAGAGGUAUUUGAGGUUUUUGUGCAGAGAGUGGAAUCUCUUGUAUUUAUGUCUGGAAGCAAAAUUGAAGGUUACCCAACUGUUUUGUCAUAGGAAGGUUUAACAAAUGGAUGUUUUUCUGGACACUGAAAUCAACUCUUCACUUGUACAAUUAGAUUUAAAUCAUUUUAUUAUAAAAAAAUUAUUUUAAAUUAAUUUUUUUUAGCUUUGAUAGACUAACAUCCUGCAAAGGUUAUGUUUAUAUUUCAAUAACCACUUUUCAAUACAGAUUGCAUAAAUUUUUUAGUGGAUCUGUUUUUGAAGUGACCAAUUCAUUUGAACAUCUCGCGGUUUACUAAUUUCAAAAUUCACAAACUAAUGAAUUCUUGUAAACUUUAGACGUUUCUGGAACUUAUCCGGCAACAUUACCGACUAGGUAUUACGCCGCGAAUGUUAGCCGCAUGCUGUGUGAAAAUAUCAGAUAUAAUUAGACAGGCCUUGCCUCCAGCUGUGAAACGCACAUGGUAAAACAGAAAGAGGACAGUUUGGCGCAACAAGAAUGAUUUGGUGUCCCGACCUCGAGGUCGGUGUUUCAAUCCGUUGUUGUGCAUUUCCCUUUUGUGCUUGAGCAAGACACUUUAUCUGCAUUGCUCCUCCCAACCCAGGAGUAUAAAUGGGUACCUGGUGGGGUUGCCUGCUCCUGUGCUGAUUACCAGCAGCAACCCAAUGUGGACCCAAUGAUCAGGGAAAACAACUGCGCUUUAUAACCGCAAGGAAGAACCACAAGGAAAAGGCGCAUUAUAAAUGCCCAUAUCAAUACCAGUUCUGUUUUGACAGCAGCAUGACAACAGCCUGAAUAAUAUUAAAACUUUUCUUUGUAUUGCGAUUCAUUAUCAUGAGACGCCACUGUCACAAUUACGCAAUUGAACUGGCUCGCUGGAAUUGGCAAUUCUUCCAUGAAAAAACAGCGUGCAAUGAAAUCAAACCUGCUAGAAACUUCAAUGUUGAAAGUUGUUCAUUUGAUAUGCAUCACUGCACGUGACUGAAACUAUUUGCCGAGAGCUAUACCGUGAUUUUUGCAGUAAUGUUUCCAGGGUCAGAGAUGGUUAGUCAAAUUGCCAUUUUUGCAGGCAAUAUGUUCAACUGCUAACCAGCAAAAUUGGUGACUGGACCUUUACAGAUAGAAAUCAAACCGGUAAUGCUUAUGGCAUUAUGACCCCUUUAAGGGCUCUCUCUAAAAAUGUUUUUAGUAUGCCUGCAUGCCUAGCCUUAGCUGAGGUCUAAAUCAUGUGUUUGUUUCUUCAAUAAAAAAAAAGGGUGACAUCAUCUUUUUUUAAGCUAAAUGAUUAAAAUGGGGUUUUUUGUUGGGUGGGGGAGGGGGUGUAUACUAUCAUCACAAAUCAGUACUGUAAUAAAUUUUUCAGAAUUAUUCUCAAAAUUAAGAGAGUAUAUAAUAUAUGAGAUAAAACAUUUACCUGUAAAGUACAGUAGUUACAUGCCAACAUAGCAUACAGUGGCAAUUGAUAAUUAUAGAAUUACGCUAUUUUCUGUACGCAGUAUUCAUCGGAGUUGAUCGUCUCCAUCGGGGAGCUGACUAUUGCGAAUCCUUGAUACUUCAUAACUAAGUCUGUAAGACUUUUUUCAGUUUUCAGACUGUAAGAUUUGAAUGCAAGCAUCUUAACCACCAAACCAUAAAUCCACCUGUAAGGAGAAUUUGCAUGAUAUGUAGUAUUAACUGAGUCAACUGCAGACUGCUCUGUUGUGUAGAUGUAAUUGUGAUAGCUGCCCCUUUGCUAUGAAAGAGUCUUUUGCGAGACCUCAUCAAGUAUUGACAAAAGUACAUCUCUCCAAAUUUAUUACUAUAUUUGUUCUUUUAUAUUGUUUUACAACUAUUUUCUUUUUUUUUUUUUUUACCAAAUUUAUAGAGGGUGGACCCUUCCAGCCAUAUUCAGGGCCUAUAUUUAUAGUUAGAAACAUGACUAGACUGCAAUUGUCUAUGUAAUUACUGAAUGUUUGUUAUCUGUAUCAAAAACCAGCUAUGUUACAUCGUCAUUGAAUGCUCAUAACAACUUGCCCAUUUUCCUCAAGUUCCAAGUAAAUAUUUGUAUGAAAUUUCCUAAUUGUUGACAUUUUGAUAACUAUUAAUGAUUUAUAUGAAAUUUAGGUUUGUUUACGGAUCUUAUAAUUGGGUUUAUUGCAUUGCUGACGAUAUAAUUAAAUUAUUUCAACAUUGCUAAAGAUGCAUACAAAGAAAUCCAUUCAUUUUAAAAUUUUAUAAUCUUAUUAUUUUGUUCUUCCGUUGUCAUUGAAAAUCUUCCACAAAAGACUAAAUAUUUUGAAACUGAUUCAAGUUCAUAUUCAUAACUAAAGUUACUGUAAGUUUUUUAAAAAGUG